AAAUUGGCCCUGCGCUCGUCGCAGGCCGCAGGGACACCAGUCCCUCCAGUUAACGCCCAAAACCCAUCAUAGAAAUCUUCGAGACAAACAAAAACUAGUUAAUUCUCUGUUAAUUCUAUCUUCUUUUUUGAUGGAAGAGGCAUUAGAAAAGGGGACUGGGAGUACCGUCAAGAAACCUGAUAUUGACCGUGAUCAUGGCGGCCUGCCCGUGCGUAAGAAAAAGAGAGGAGCAAUGCAGCUUAUCAGAGUUGCUUUGUACCUUCUCCGCCACCGUUCGUCCAAAUCCAAGCUCGUUCAUCACGUGGGUGUAGCUGAAAAUAAAAGCUUGUGGAAAAGGCUUGUGGGUUCCAUUCGUCCUUUGCAUCUCCAGAGCAACCAAUCUCCUCCUGCGCCAUUGACGAUGACUUCUGAUCUUCCGUUACCGUUACCGUCACCGUCAUCUGCGGUUCAUGAGCAGGUGGUGGUGGAGGAGGUGUUCACGCCACCUCCUUGCUCCCCUACGACGUCCAGCAGUUCCCACGACGACAUGAGCAGGUAUCAGUCGGCAUUAAAUCUCCAGGAGCUUGAUCGCCAUCAUGACGACAGCUGCGAAGAAGAUGAUGAGGAUUAUGACGAUGAGGAGGUGUACGAUGACAAUGGCGGAGACGAGAUGAUCGAUGCGAAAGCCGAGGAGUUCAUCGCCAAAUUCUACGCUCAGAUUAAGAUUCAAAACAAGGCGUACAACGACCGGUACAACGCCUACGUACAACGCCAGGAUUCGUUCAUGGUUUGAGGAUUAAAACGUCGACGUUUACUCAUAAUAAUUUCAUCACUUUGAUGAUUCUGCAUCUGCAUGCAUGCACAUCGGUCAUGAACUUAAUGGGUUUGAUGCUGUGCGGCUGAUCGUAUCCAUGUCUUUAAUUCUGUUUUAUUUUCUUUGUCGGGUAGUGGUUCGUGGGGUCAACAUAUUCAGGAUAUAGUAGUACUUAAUUAAGGGUUUGAAAAAAAGGAGGAUUCAAGGGGAAAAGAAGGUUGGUGUUCUUCUCAGUUUUUUCAUUUUUUUUUUUUUAAAUUUAUUUCUAUUGGUUUUUGUAAUAAUAGUUUUUUAAUUUCUUGUUAUUUUAUUAAAUUAGGGGGUGUUUUUUAGCAUGAAUAUUAAUGGAGGAGAAACUGGGUUGGUAAGCUUGUAAUCUUUUCCUCCUCUCAUUUGUAUCAAGUUUCUGUAAUACAAUGUUUCACACCUCUAAAUCUUCGUCUCUUA
Molecule: messenger RNA, 1240 nt
Organism: Carica papaya (papaya)
Lineage: Eukaryota; Viridiplantae; Streptophyta; Magnoliopsida; Brassicales; Caricaceae
Source: RefSeq, a predicted model, not a curated record